This is a messenger RNA of Aspergillus chevalieri, 480 nucleotides long. RefSeq lists its product as uncharacterized. The transcript has a single exon. The record is from RefSeq and is a predicted model, not a curated record. Lineage: Eukaryota; Fungi; Ascomycota; Eurotiomycetes; Eurotiales; Aspergillaceae. The coding region runs from base 1 to 480 and encodes 159 amino acids.
AUGGAUUCAAAGAACAAGAAUUGUGCUGAAUGUACCCGUCGUGGUCGCAAAUGUCAAAAACAAUUUCAUAGUGAACGUGAGUGGGAUUCUCUUCAUCGAGACCAGGAGAAGCUGGCUUUUGAUCUUGAAGAAGCCCAGCGUCUCUGGUUGGAGCAUUCCCAAAAGAUGCAAGAGGCGAUGUCAAAAAUUAUUCGCCUUCAAAAACAACAGAGGUUUCUUAAGGAACGUGGUGGUCGCAUGUUGGAACAUGAUUCCAAACUUAUGGAGCAGUUGGAUGAGGAGGAUCCUCUAAGUGCUGAGGAUCUCCAAGAGCUUGAGCGUCUUGCUGAUGAAGAAGAGGCUGCUCGUCUUGCUGCAGUGUCAAACAAUCCUAGUUUGACUCAGAUGAUGAAUUCCCCUUCCUUCUGGGAGAACUUUGAUUCUGCUGUUGCUGGUGGUAUUCCUUCACCAACUGGUGACAACCCGUCAAGUUCGCGAUAG